This is a messenger RNA of Nannospalax galili (Upper Galilee mountains blind mole rat), 629 nucleotides long. RefSeq names its product keratin-associated protein 2-1-like. NCBI's taxonomy places the organism in Eukaryota, Metazoa, Chordata, Mammalia, Rodentia, Spalacidae. The record is from RefSeq and is a predicted model, not a curated record. Gene Ontology annotation, cellular component: keratin filament. The transcript has a single exon. The coding region runs from base 237 to 629 and encodes 130 amino acids.
GGAGGCACAAAUGAUCUUCUAAGAGUUCCUGAGCACCCAAAACGUGUCAAGGUAACUUACUAACCUACCAACUCAUUAUAGAAGGAAUAAACCAAAACGAGGAAAUGUCCUGUGUCCCAGGAAUCAUCAGCACCUGCCCAGGUAUAUAAAGGGACCCAACCCAGAGGAAGUCAUCACACCUGAGAACAACCCACUGCUCUCCACUCCUCCACCCCACACCAGACCAAACCACCACCAUGACCGACUCCUGCUGCGGAUCCUUCUCCUCCCAGAGCUGUGGAGGCUGCUGCCAGCCCUGCUGCAGCCGCGACCCCUGCUGCUGCCGCCCAGUGUCCUGCCAGACCACCGUGUGCCGCCCAGUGACCUGCGUGCCCCACUACACGCGCCCCAUCUGCGAGCCCUGCCGCCGCCCCAUCUGCUGUGACCCCUGCAGCCUGCAGCAGGGCUGCUGCCGCCCCAUCACCUGCUGCCCCACCUCCUGCACUGCUGUGGUCUGCAGACCCUGCUGCUGGGCCUCCACCAGCUGCCAGCCCAUCUCUGUGCAGGCUCCCUGCUGCCGGCCCCCCUGCUGCCAGCCUGCUCCCUGCCGCGUCACCUGCAGGACCUCCCCCUGCGACCCCUGCUGCUGA